This is a messenger RNA of Aspergillus campestris IBT 28561, 709 nucleotides long. RefSeq lists its product as uncharacterized. The transcript is spliced from 2 exons. The coding region runs from base 186 to 593 and encodes 135 amino acids. NCBI's taxonomy places the organism in Eukaryota, Fungi, Ascomycota, Eurotiomycetes, Eurotiales, Aspergillaceae. The record is from RefSeq and is a predicted model, not a curated record.
CGACAUCGUACUGCGAAUCUGAAACGCAAGGACUCUCCUGUGGUCUGUUCUAGCAUUUUCUGCGACUGAGAUCGAGGACGUCCGUCGUCAUUACCCCCUCUUCCCAACAAGAAGGGCCAGAAUCUUGACUAUAUUCGCGAUAUCCCAACUCCAUCAAAGGCGUCAUCGCAAUCAAUACCUUCAAAAUGGGUUGGUUCGACGGAAAGUCUUCCUCGUCCGGCUACUACGUCCGCCGACGCUCUCCCUCCCGCCGGUCGACCUAUUCCACGCACCACGCGCGACGACCCCGAUCUGGCUUCGUGCAUCGUGUGGUGCGCUACAUCAAACGCUUGCUUCGGGACAUCUAUGACUAUGCGCGUCGCCACCCAUUCAAGGUCUUGAUCAUGGUUGUCAUCCCACUGCUUACCAGCGGCGUGUUGCAGAAGCUGCUGGGCAUGAUUGGCAUUCGCAUACCCAAGAGCUUGGGAGGUCUGGCAGGCUCUGGAGGCCUCGGGGGGCAUGGAGGGCAUGGAGGGCAUGGCUCCAGGGGCGGCGAGAAUACCAUGGCAGACAAUCUCAAGGGGCUGAUGAGCGUUGCGAAGAUGUUUAUGUAGCCGACCGAGAGCCCCUCCAGUCUCUGGCUAUAGCUAUAGCCAUUGGGCGUCAAAUCCACACGAGAAUUGCGCAAGAAUAGAAGGAAGUAAGAAAAGAAGGAAGGAAAAGCCCCACC